AUGGACAUUAUCAAAGACAUCAAAACAUCUCAGGUGUGGACAUUAAUGGCUGAUGAGACCACAGAUCGCGCCAAUCGAGAGCAAAUGACGAUUGUCGUCCGCUACCUGGGAAAGAAGCAGGAUGGAGAGGGGCUGAUCGUGAAAGAGGACCCUGUCGGUGUUAUGGAUGCUUUCCCAGAGAUCCGCAGCGCAGUUGGAAUAUCAAAAGCUGAGGAAGAAGUUCGCAUGACAGGAAGUAAUAUUGCAGCAGUACUUGUGAAGAAGACGAGCGAGCUUGCCUUAGAUACCAACACUUUAGUCGCCCAGUGCUACGAUGGUGCUGCGGCAAUGAGCAGUCAGCGAGUUGGAGUUGUCGCCAACAUCAAAGACGUAGCACCGAUGGCCGACUACUAUCAUUGCGCCAUGCAUGGGCUCAAUUUGGCAACAUCAAGAGUAGUGGCAGUACCGGUCAUCAGAAAUGCCCAAGACAUCAUGUCAUCAACAAUUACCUUUGUCACUGAUGGAGCUAAACGUGAAGACCUGCUCACGAAAAUUGUGGCUACAAAAGGCGCCAAGGGAAAGCUUAUUAAGUUGUGCACGUUGCUGUAG
This is a messenger RNA of Patiria miniata (bat star), 588 nucleotides long. RefSeq lists its product as uncharacterized. The coding region runs from base 1 to 588 and encodes 195 amino acids. The record is from RefSeq and is a predicted model, not a curated record. NCBI's taxonomy places the organism in Eukaryota, Metazoa, Echinodermata, Asteroidea, Valvatida, Asterinidae. The transcript has a single exon.